Messenger RNA from Suillus paluster, 1653 nucleotides. RefSeq lists its product as uncharacterized. The record is from RefSeq and is a predicted model, not a curated record. The transcript has a single exon. Bases 7 to 1590 code for a protein of 527 amino acids. Lineage: Eukaryota; Fungi; Basidiomycota; Agaricomycetes; Boletales; Suillaceae.
CCCAUCAUGUCCCAGUCAACUGUGGUAUAUUCUACAUCGCUUCAUUCACUUGGAGAUACCGUUCUACUAGACAUCUCCCUAUCUGCCACCCCAUGCAGAAUUCGACUUCUCGACUGCGGACAAUUUCUAGAUCAUGACGUCCUCGCAAUUCACGAGUAUCCUGACAUCCCUUCCUUCCCAUACACAGCUAUAUCAUACAUCUGGAAGGGCUUAGGUGUUGGCCCUAGCCACACCGACGACAAGUACGGAACAUUCGCUAUCAAGGGCGCCGAAGAUGGCGACCCGAUCAGUAUUGAUGUCCUUAAGCAUGCGUGCACUGCUGCUAUACAAAAUGGAUCGGGGUACAUCUGGCUUGACAGACUCUGCAUCCUGCAGAACGACAGCGAUGACAAGGCAUGGCAGAUCCGCCAAAUGUACAAGAUCUACAAGUCUUGUGCAAUGUGCAUUGUUCUGCCCGGUGGAGGGCGCAGACUCGCGCGGAUUGAUGAAGAAACGACGUGGAUCCAGCGUUCGUGGACCCUCCCAGAAGUCAUUGCGCAAUCAAAUGUGAUGAUUUUGUAUGCUUGGACAUACGGAAAGGCGCUGUCUAGCUCAAGUGCCAGCGCAGUGUUUACUUAUACCGAAGUCAUCCAAGGCCAGUCGGCCAUAUGUUCCCUUGAUCACGCCCUCCAAGUCAGUGUCGGGAACCUCUAUGAACUCACGACAGAGCGCAAAAACUUUAACUCUUUCUCGAUCAAGCUCGUUGGUUGUGCGGGAGAUCCUAAUACCGGCGCACUCCUGGCUGCUCUGAAUGGUGGGGGUAUACAGUCAGAAGCUGGUGUGCAAGCGGUAUGGCGAUGCUCGCUCAUGCGCACUUCCUCAUUUCCUGUGGAUGCCGUGCUCAGUAUCAUGGGCUUGUUUGGAGUCACGCUCGAUCCCCGUGCCUUCCAGAAAGGAGACAGGCGAGGUGCAACUAUUGCCCUUGCUAAAGAGAUACUACAGAAAGGAGGAAGGGCAAGUUGGCUUGCUCCUUCCCUCAGUCUUCCCCCCGCAAAAGGGCUCUCUGCAUUCCCAGAGUUCCCGCAUGUGUCUGUGGCAGGGCAAGCGACCCUGACGACCGAGGAGGGGGACCGACCAGUUGCAGAGUUGCUACCAUGGGUUGGAGAGGGAUGGCUGGAUGGCAUUCCGACUGGGAUGAUGGAUGAUGCCGGAUACUUCACUUUCUCCAGCUCUGCUGCACUUUUGAUUCCAACAGGUCUCCAAAAGGACGAUCCUACCUUGUACGAUAACGAGUCUCCAUUAGAUGCUACUGGACAGCUGCAGAUUAUCGCAAUGGACGGCGCCAUCUGGAGGUUACACCUUGACGGUGAAGAAACCUAUCAGCCGGAACGCCGUGCUUUCAUGGUCUUCGUAGGCGCUCUGGUGCACUAUACUUCUGCUGCCUUUGGAUGCUACGUGGAUACAUAUCGUUAUAGGGCAAUGCUUGUGGAGGAGCACGAAGCUGGAAAGUUUCAUCGGACGUCCUAUUUCGCUUUGGGCGAAGCAUACAUGUCCUACAUUGAACGCUGCAAAUCGUAUACAUUCUGCCUUGGAGGUCCCUUUGACGAAUAGUACCAUUCUCCUCGAAACCCUCUGUUAUUGGGCAAGGCAACUUAAGUCAACUCGUACGCGUGC